This is a messenger RNA of Uloborus diversus, 1323 nucleotides long. RefSeq names its product DDB1- and CUL4-associated factor 7-like. NCBI's taxonomy places the organism in Eukaryota, Metazoa, Arthropoda, Arachnida, Araneae, Uloboridae. The transcript has 8 exons. Gene Ontology annotation, molecular function: protein binding. The coding region runs from base 110 to 1147 and encodes 345 amino acids. The record is from RefSeq and is a predicted model, not a curated record. Gene Ontology annotation, cellular component: nucleus.
AACUACGAUCCAUAAAAGAAGCGACGCUUAAUGUUUAUGAAAAAUGUGAUUGAUAUAGUUUUUGCAGUUUGAUUUUAUCACUCGGAAAGCCAAAUUUUGAGAAAUCAAAAUGGCUGUCCAUUCUGCUCCUCCGAAAAGGAAGGAAAUCUACAAAUAUGAAGCUCCCUGGACUGUGUACAGCAUGAAUUGGAGUGUUCGUCCAGACAAGCGAUUUCGUUUAGCAUUGGGAAGUUUCAUCGAAGAAUACAAUAAUAAGGUUCAGAUUGUAUCAUUAGAUGAGGAAACAUCAGAAUUUACUGCUAAAAGUACCUUCGACCAUCCUUAUCCAACUACAAAAAUUAUGUGGAUACCGGAUAGUAAAGGAAUUUAUCCUGAUCUUCUCGCAACUAGUGGUGAUUAUCUUCGAAUCUGGAGAGCCAGUGACUCUGAAACUAGAUUGGAAUGCUUAUUAAACAAUAACAAGAAUUCUGAUUUUUGUGCUCCUCUGACUUCCUUUGACUGGAAUGAAAUAGAACCUAAUCUUUUAGGAACAUCAAGUAUUGAUACAACUUGCACCAUUUGGGGCUUAGAAACUGGUCAGGUACUUGGCAGGGUGAAUUUGGUGUCUGGUCACGUGAAGACACAAUUGAUUGCUCAUGAUAAGGAAGUUUAUGACAUUGCUUUCAGCAGGGGCGGAGGUGGAAAAGAUAUGUUUGGAAGUGUGGGUGCUGACGGGUCAGUCAGAAUGUUUGAUUUAAGGCACUUGGAGCAUUCAACAAUAAUUUACGAAGAUCCACAGCAUCAUCCAUUAUUACGGUUGGCUUGGAACAAACAGGACCCUAACUAUUUGGCAACAUUUGCAAUGGAUGCUUCAGAGGUGAUCAUUUUGGAUGUGCGCUCUCCUUGUGCUCCUGUGGCUCGUCUUAAUAAUCAUCGUGCUUGUGUCAAUGGUAUAGCUUGGGCACCCCAUUCAGCCUGUCAUAUAUGCACUGCAGCUGAUGAUCAUCAAGCUCUAAUAUGGGACAUACAACAAAUGCCAAGAGCUAUUGAAGAUCCAAUACUAGCAUAUACGGCUGAAGGCGAAAUUAAUCAAAUACAGUGGGCUUGCACGCAGCCUGACUGGAUCGCUAUCUGCUACAACAGUUGCCUUGAGAUUCUUAGGGUAUAGGAAUCGUGAUAUUAGGAAAUAAUUGAAUAUUAAGGAAUUUCGCGGAACAAAUCACCUUUUGGCGUGUCGAAAGGUGACCUGUUUCACUUUUCCUUGCAUUUAGUGUUUAUGUUCUCUUCUAAUUCACAUCACACGUUUAGGAAUCGGGUUGAAACUUGUUCUGAUUAUUUAUUGCA